This is a messenger RNA of Habropoda laboriosa, 403 nucleotides long. Its product is annotated as ATP synthase subunit epsilon, mitochondrial-like. Gene Ontology annotation, molecular function: proton-transporting ATP synthase activity, rotational mechanism. Gene Ontology annotation, cellular component: mitochondrial inner membrane. The transcript is spliced from 4 exons. Gene Ontology annotation, biological process: proton motive force-driven mitochondrial ATP synthesis. The record is from RefSeq and is a predicted model, not a curated record. The coding region runs from base 131 to 403 and encodes 90 amino acids. NCBI's taxonomy places the organism in Eukaryota, Metazoa, Arthropoda, Insecta, Hymenoptera, Apidae.
AUGUCUAUGACCUGAUCGGUGCUCUUUAGAUGAACAGUUUUCGUCAAAUUGUAGAAGGGUUUGAUCUAUUUUAAUUGAUUACGUUGUAGUUGAAUUAAAAGCACUUUUUAAAAUAAAAUUAUCAAUAAAAAUGUCUGCGUGGAGACAAGCAGGAUUGAAUUACAUCAAUUAUUCGCAAAUAGCUGCCAGGGUUGUUAGAAAAGCUUUGAAACAAGAUUUAAAAGCAGAAGCUAUGAAACGUGAUGAAGUAAAUGUAAAAUUUACACAAUGGAAAGAUGGUAAACCUGUCAGUAGUAGUAUACCACCUAGUAAAUUGAAAACGUAUCACCAUGCCGUGUGGGCUGUCGGUACCCGUGCAAUAUUUUUAUUACAGCUGAAAAGUAAUAGUGAUAAGCAUUUGUAA